Messenger RNA from Rhipicephalus microplus (southern cattle tick), 348 nucleotides. RefSeq lists its product as uncharacterized. The record is from RefSeq and is a predicted model, not a curated record. NCBI's taxonomy places the organism in Eukaryota, Metazoa, Arthropoda, Arachnida, Ixodida, Ixodidae.
AUGGCAGCUACCAUCGCCUAUGCUGGCUACGGAUAUGGUCUUGGACACUACGGUGGCUAUGGCGGCUACGGCGGAUAUGGCGGCUAUGGUGGUUAUGGGGGCUACGGAGGAUACAGUGGAUACGGUCACGGAUAUGGAGGUUACGGCGGUUAUGGCCGUGGCUACGGAGGCUACGGUGGUUACGGAGGCUACGGCCAUGGAUAUGGAGGCUACGGUCAUGGCCACGGAGGCUAUGGUCACGGAUACGGAUUCAAGAAGAUAAUCUACGGGCAUGGAUAUGGUCACGGCGGUUACGGUCAUGGAGGCUACGGAGGCUACGGAGGCUACGGCCAUGGCUACUAUGGAUAA